Molecule: messenger RNA, 1732 nt
Organism: Phyllopteryx taeniolatus (common seadragon)
Lineage: Eukaryota; Metazoa; Chordata; Actinopteri; Syngnathiformes; Syngnathidae
Gene: eci2
Product: enoyl-CoA delta isomerase 2
Molecular function (GO): fatty-acyl-CoA binding
Source: RefSeq, a predicted model, not a curated record
GAGUGCAACCGUGCUGAAAAAUUCAAUACACAUUAUUGAUUUCAAAGAUAGGAAUACUUGAAUCCAAUUUAAAGCUGAACUCAUUAAAACAUCUCCAGUGAUAAACAAGUUGUUGCAGUACUAUGUUUAGGUAUGUUACUAAAAUGUUCUAUCUCCCUGUGGAGAUGUGUUCAAAAAUGAGGGGGUAAAGGGAUUUCCCAACAACGUCUGAAAACGAUGAGAAAACGCCAUUUUGAUGGACCUCUGCUAAAUUCACGUACACAGCGAAAUGGAAAGAAAGUGGUGGAUUGUUUGUUUCUGGAUUUCGGGACAUGCUUCCCAUUUUUAUGAGGCUAACAGUGACAAGUAGAGGACGCAGGCUGUCGCAGUCGCUCUCGACGUGUUCCGCUGUUGACAUGUUGCGGUUGUGUGCGGUCGCCAGGUUGUGGCGUUUGUCCGGCGUUCCCACCGUGAGCUUCCACAGCACGAAGACGUCCAUGAUGGGUGUGACCGAGGAACACUUUGAGGAGGCCAAGAACAAACUCUCCUCGUUGAAGAAAGAUCCCGGGAACGAUGUUAAACUUAAGAUCUACGCUCUCUUCAAGCAGGCUACGCGUGGUCCAUGUGACACCCCCAAACCCGGAAUGCUGGACUUUAUCAACAAGGCCAAAUGGGACUCGUGGAAGUCGCUGGGAUCAAUCACGCAGGACGAGGCCCGGCAGCAGUACUGCCGACUGAUCGGCUCCCUGGUGGCGGCAGAAGGCGGAAGCUCCGCCCGAGAGUCCGCCCCGCCUGGCGCCGGCGGUCGCACGUACGACUCCCUAUUGGUCAGCGCGCAGGAUGACAUCACCACCAUCACGCUCAAUAGACCGGCCAAGAAGAACGCCAUCACCUCACAGAUGUACGAGGAAAUCAUCGAGGCUCUCCAGCAAGCAGCACAGGACCGCUCGGUUGUCACCGUCUUCACCGGCGCGGGGGAUUUCUACUGCAGUGGGAACGACCUGAGCAACUUCACAAAGAUUCCCGAGGGAGGGGUGGAGCAGAUGGCCAAAGCCGGCGGGGAGCUGCUCAGGAAGUACGUGAAGGCCUUCAUCGACUUCCCCAAGCCGCUGGUGGCGGCGGUCAACGGGCCGGCCGUGGGAAUCUCCGUCACCGUCAUGGGAAUGUUUGACCUGGUCUACGCCACUGAGAGUGCCACCUUCCACACUCCCUUCAGCCAACUGGGUCAGAGUCCAGAAGGCUGCUCGUCAUACACGUUCCCUCGUAUCAUGGGAUUCAGCAAGGCCAAUGAGAUGUUGCUAUUCAACAAGAAGCUAACAGCGUUCCAGGCGUGCCAGCUGGGGCUGGUCACGGAAGUGUUCCCUGACGGCAGCUUCCAGACGGAAGUGCGGAGCCGUCUGAAGAGCUACGCCAAGCUGCCUCGCGACUCUCUGGCGCUGUCCAAGCAGCUGAUUCGCUCCGUUGAGAAGGAGCGCCUCCACGCCGUCAACGACGCCGAGGUGGAGCGUCUGAUGGAGCGAUGGACGUCGGACGAGUGCUUCGAUGCCGUCGUGAAUUUCUUUCAGGCCAAAGCCAAGCUGUGAGCGCACGGAGCGUCACCGUGCGCGCGAUUGAUUGACAGCCGACGUUCCGUCCGACGUGAAGGUUCAAGUGCCUGAAAUCACUCGCGCGCCGCUCGACUACCGUGUCCGAUUAACGCGCGUGUGUGGCGGAAACAAGUUGCGUCAAUGACAAAUAAAAGCUUUCUUUUUGA